AUGACCGAAGAGUUGCGUGAAAUCAAAAUCGAAGAAGUACAGAAGAACAACAACGAAAAUGAUGAAAAAACUUGCUGGAUUAUCAUGAACGGAAAGGUUUAUGAUGUGACUCAGUUCAUCGACGAACAUCCAGGAGGCGGUGAAUCGAUUUUGGAGUAUGCGGGAAUAGAUGCUACGGAAGCUUUCAACGAUAUUGGUCACUCAAGCGAUGCGAUUGAAAUGACGAAAGAGUAUUUGAUUGGGAAAUUGGUCGAUCAACCGGAAAUUGUCGCACAAGCGAAGAAAGAAGAGCCGAAAACAAAGAAGACCUGUUCAGAAUGUUUCAAGAAUUUCGCCGAAUGCUCGGUUGUGAGAAACAUUGCAAUUCCAACGGCAAUUGGAAUCGCCGCCUAUCUCGUCUACUCUCAAAUUAUCAAGUCGAGAAACUAG
Caenorhabditis bovis is the source of this 429-nucleotide messenger RNA. Lineage: Eukaryota; Metazoa; Nematoda; Chromadorea; Rhabditida; Rhabditidae. The record is from the annotation of a GenBank genome assembly.